This is a messenger RNA of Cucurbita maxima (winter squash), 2852 nucleotides long. RefSeq lists its product as uncharacterized. The transcript has 5 exons. Bases 1287 to 2702 code for a protein of 471 amino acids. NCBI's taxonomy places the organism in Eukaryota, Viridiplantae, Streptophyta, Magnoliopsida, Cucurbitales, Cucurbitaceae. The record is from RefSeq and is a predicted model, not a curated record.
UGUGGCAGUUGUGUUGACUGAAGCUUCUUGGAUGAGUGAGGAGGCUUUGUGUUUUUAGUUGGGCAACUGCAUGCUUUGAACAAUCCAUUGUUGUUGCCUUUUCACCUUCUUUUGUCUUUUAUCAUUUGGCAGUCACCCAUUCGUCGUAUGUCUUUGUCGCAUCUGCAAUGCUUCCUCUACGCCCCCUCUGUGCUCAAUUCCUUCCUCUUUACUACUCCUUAUAAAUACAAAUUGUCAUUGGUUUCAUUAACAUUUUUAAACUCUAGAUAAACCCAUGUGUCCAUUACAUGCACCGUCCGAAGUCACAUGGGUCAAGAGGGAUCGAAUUAAGGAGGCACAGUGAAGGGACAAGACAGCCAAACUAUCAAACUGAGGCAGACAUCACAUUUUCCUUCGUUUCUACUGUCCUGUAAGGUAUGAUCUUAUCAAUAGAAAAGUGAAAAAGGUAGAGUGAAAAAGUGAAACAUUUUUUUGAAAAAUAGCAUCUACUACCUCAUUUGUUGAUGAUAUUUAAGUAAGGGAAGGUUUUGAGAAAGAAUGUCGUCAGAGGCUGUCUUAUUUGAUUCCAAUUCAAACCACCCAUGCUGACCCCUAUGUGUAAUAAUGCAUGCUUAGCCUUCCUUUUGUUAGGUAGUUAAUGAGUUGAGAGGGCAAUGAUCAUCCUCAAGAAUUUGAAACCAAGAAACCAAAACAAAACAAAAGAAAAUGAAAUUGUUUGUGUUAAGUUACAAAUGUCAGAAUAAUUUUCGUGACCACAAAUCUUGUCGGAUGGAGGUGGGCAUCUUCGGGAACAGACACCAAAUUAUAAAACAAAGGGCUUUGCUCAUAGACUAUUGUGUAAACAAAACAGGACAAAACCAGCUUUUUCCUACAAACCCUCCCUUUUUAAACGUUAAGCAAAUCCCAUCUAUAACUCAUAACAACCUUACCUUUUCUCCAACUCUUUCAAAAUUUUGAAUAUAGAUAUAGAUAUUUAGAUAUAUAGUAGUAGAUAGAGAGAGGGAGAGAGAAACAUGGGUGGGCUAAGCUUGGCUUUUGCAGGCUACCCCAUGUGAGUAGCUGCAUAUUUCUUUUUUAUCCAUUAUUCCAAGUAGUCAAUGCUUUUGGGUUGGGACAGUGCGGACUCUGUUUGACUGCAAAAACAGUCACUUUCUUAUGCCACACUACUGCGUUAUAUCUAAAUGAUGAACAUUGAGAUUGAGAAGAGAAGGAGAGAGCCCUUUCUUUGACAACCGGACAGAGACUUCCUUCAUCGUCGAAGCUGCUUACUGUUGUUCACUUCACGAAUGGAUCUUCCCACUCCCAAAUACUUUCAGUCUCCUCCAAUAUUCGAAUCAAAUGGGGACCCGCCAUUGGAGGGCAGGAGAAGCUUCUAUGGUAAAACCAAGGACGACCCUUUUGCGGACACCUUCCACGAUCCACUUUGCAAGCUCAACCUCAAGGAAACUUCGGAGUUUGUCAAGUCAUUACCGAUGGUGAAUACUGUCACCUCCUCUGUUUCGACUCAGAGGAGGAGAGAUGGAGUCAACUCAGUGACUACUCAAAGACGAGUCACAGAGUCUCCCUCAACUCCUGGAAGGCCUGUUUUUGGCUUCAGCGUUGGAAACCUUUCAAGAAAGAAUGUCCCUUCAAAGUGGGACGAAGCAGAGAAAUGGCUUGUUUGUAGCCCUUGCAAUGACUCCCCUGCCCACUCGUUGAAGCCAUCAGAGCCAACAAAGAUAUCAAAGCAAGCUGAAAACUUCAAGCCUCAAACAGAGGUUUUCGCUGAGAAGUUUAGAGUAACGGAGGAAAAGGUUUCUAAAGCAGUCUCAAGCUUUCUUGGAUCUGCAACUUUGUGCAAAAAUAACAGCAACUCCUUAAGACCUUUCAAUGGCGUUUCUGAUUUACACCUAAAAGAUAAGUUUAUGGACAAUGUAGAGCCAGAUUUGCCGACGAAGGAAGGCUUUGUGUUCAGCAAUUCCGCCAUUAGCAAGAUGGAAGUUACGGGCGCCAUUGUUGAGGUUCAGCACAGAGACAUUGGAACAGAGAUGACCCCUUUAGGCAGUUCCACCACUUCAAGGUACCCAACUCCAUUCAAAAGCUCAUCCCCAGCUCGCCAUAACACGCCGGCGAACAGAUCCGGACCGCUCGGUCUGGUCGGCACCGGUGACGACGCCGACAAUACUAGCGCCACCAUCGACAUUACCCAGUUGCAGGAAUGCCAUUUGGCUAAGCUACAGCUUCCAUCUCAAUACGAUUCUGUUGCAUCGAAUUGGAGCUCGAGGGAAGAGGAGGAGGAAGAAAUUUCAAAAAGCUUGAGACACUUCGAAACGGGCAAUGAAUGUCGGAGAAGUAUAUCGGAUUCCAGAGCUGCAGCUUGGGAAGAAGAGGAGAAAACCCAGUGCUGUAAUAGUUUCAGAUAUCAGAGAGAAGAAGCCAGGAUACAGGCUUGGGUGAACCUGCAAAAUGCAAAAGCAGAAGCUCAAUCGAAGAAACUUGAGGUGAAAAUAGAAAGGAUGAGAUCAAAUCUAGAGGGGAAGCUGAUGAAGAGACUGUCGAUGGUACACAGGAAAGCAGAGGAAUGGAGAGAAGCAGCCAGGCAACAGCAUUCCCAUCAGAUUGAGAAAGCCACAGAAGAAGCCAAGAAGCUAAACUGGCGACGCCCUUAUUCACUACCCCACAACACCACUUCUUGUGGUUGCUUCCCUACCCACCAUUCAUAACACCCACUCAGAUACAACAAGCAACACAGAAUACUUGUAUAAUUUUUUUCUCUUUUUUAUUCAUGUUUUUUGAAAGAAAUGCAUAGAGCAAAUGGAAGAGAGUCACUUUCUUUGAGUUUCCAACAAUAUUAGAUAGCCUUUUGUUCCCCA